AAGAAGACAAGAAUUCUGUCCUGAAAAACACACAGUCCUGAAAAAUUUCUCCUAUGUGUAGUCCUUACUAAUGCAAGUUGCCCUGUUGAAGUCAGUUCUCAAGAGUAAAGUCUAUUCAUGUAAUGGUCUUGGCAGAAAAGAAUCUUCUCAUCAAGAAAUGAAGUCAAGCGAGAGUAAGGAUGAAGUAUCUAAACUAUCUGUUCGUGCCUGUCUUGGUGCAGCAUCAGAGAAAUUGUUGAAGAAAGGAAAAAAUAUUCCUGAUGAAUUGCUAGUUGACAUCAUGGUGGAGGCUAUUAAACAAACACCCCAGAAGAAGGGAUGGGUCAUGGAUGGAUUUCCAAUGACAAUAAACCAGGCAAAACUACUUGAAAAAGCACUUACAGGGAGUGAUCCGGACAAAGCAGAAACAAAGGAUGAGAAGUCUAAGAAGCCCUCCCUAGUUACAGACCCAGCAGCCCCAAAAGAUCCACCUUUAUCCCCACCUGCAUUUGAUUUUGCUCUGUUAUUAGACAUUUCAGACACCACAGUGCUGGAGCGCGUGGCUGGAAUGAAAGAUAAAUCAGGGUCAUCACAGAUUCAACUGGAAGACAGUGAUCAAGCUUCAGAUAUUGAACUCAAAGAAAGAAAGAAGAUCGAUUUAGUCAGGGACCAGAUACAACAUAGAAUUGCAGGCUUUCUAGACAACUGGCCAAAAUUAGAGAAAUGGUUUUCAGUACAGCAAAAUAUUCUAGUGAAAGUUAAUGGCGAGACAGAAAAGAACCUCCUGUGUAAAAGAAUAAAGGAAAUCAUAUUGGAGGAAAUUGCUAAAAAACAGAACAGAAGAAAAGAACUGGAAAAAAAAGCUGAGAAAAAGCAAGAAGUUCCUACCCCUUUGCCACAAGCUGAGACGCUAACAGUUCUAACAGAUAAAAAUAAAGAAACUGAAUCUCCUUCUGAAGAUAAGGAGCCUAUGUCCACAAAAUCCAAAUCACCCAAAGAGCCACCCAAAAAGUCAGAAUCCUUUAAAGAGAAAAAGGGAAAGAAAGAUGAAGCAAUUAAACCAGGCUCUGUUCGAGGAAAGUCACCAGGGAAAAAAUCUUCACCAGCUACACCUGAAGAUGUACCUCCUCCCACCCCUGUAGGACCACCGCCAAUUAAACCAGGAUCAGAUGAAUGGGUUUAUAUAGAUGAGCCACUUCCCAAGGAAAUACCUGAAUUUUUAGUACCUUAUUGGGAAAUGGUAGAAAAUACAUAUGAAAAUACCAUCAAAACUAUACUUAGAUGUUUAAGAGAAGAACGGUAUUCUGUGAUUCACUACUUAGCAGAUACUAGAAACCAUUUUAAGGAUUACCUGAAGCGUCCAGACCAUAAGCAGGAGUUUGUAUCUCAGUGGCAAUCUGAUUAUAACUCCAUUGCUGAUGAUCUGUGGGAAGAUGAGGACACAAAAGCAGAAUUACACCAAAGGGUUACUGAUCUGAGGGAUCGUCUCUGGGAUAUUUGUGAAAACAGAAGGGAAGAAGCAGAGCAAGAACGUAGUGAUAUCAUGAAUGAUGGCUGGUUACGAGAUCAUAUGGGAAUCUUGAUGAACCAUUUCUUUUCACUUAUGCAGGUUGAAGUGGACCGUUUCCAAGAUACAAAGAGAUUUCUACAUGACUAUUACAGGGGAAUGGAAGGCAAAAUGCCAACAGAGGCCUGUCAAGAAUUCACUAGAAUCCCAUUAUUAGAUAUUGUUAAUGUAGACCAAUCUGUGGAACAAAGCAAGUCAAGAAGGAUUCCCAUGGUUCCUCGUAGACCCCCUUCUCCUGAAAUAAAUGUCAUCAAGCAGAAAAGCAAAGCAAUUCAACUAAAGAGCAAUAAGGAGGAGAAUUCCUCUGAAAGUAUAAUAUUUAACUUUGGGGCAGAUGAGAAACUUAUCACUGAUACAUGGCAAGCAGCAGUAACAGCAAUAUCAAAUAUGGUAACUGCUGAAAUACAAUCAAAAGAAGCCGAGGAAGAAAAAGAACGCCAGCAGCUAGAAAAGAAAGAACAAGAACGUCAAAAACCUUCUCAGGUAGCAGGAGGCAAAGGUAGUGGAAAGGAUGUCAAAGAUGCCAAGAAACCACCUCCAAAAUCACCCACCAAAAAGAAAGGUGUUCCUUCUCCAGCACCUGUGGCUGAAGCCAUUCCCAUUCCUCUAACACCAGAGGAACUAAAGAAACGGGAAUUAAAGCUUAAAAUGAAACAGGAAUAUUUUAGUGCCCUUGAAUAUGAAGAGGAAGCUGCAAAAUCUCGACUACAUCUGAUAAAGACAAAGGCAUUAACAUUUGUUGAUGAACUAGUAAUGAAAGCAGAAGAAACUUACAAAUAUAUGGAAAAGUGGCUUGGAGCCAGGUUCCUAGCAGAAAUGUCCAGUGUUGACAAAUUAACUGAGAUUGCACGCCACCACAUUGAAUGUUCUACGAGAAUCCAAUAUGAACUGGUUUUAGAUGAGACAGACCUCUUCAUAAGCAAUGAUGUAAAAGUAAUUCCAGAUCCUAUCCCUCCACCACGGCCUCCACCUGUAGAGACAUCUGUAAAUGGUACCCUAACUAUUUCACAACUUAGCACACUCCAUAAGCAAUUUCUACAGGUGGCACCUAAAGCCAUAAAAGCAUUGAAGCAUUUUAAAAGCAAGAUUAUCCCUCCUAACAAGAGCAAAGUCAGCGAUGAAGGAAAAGAGAAACAAUGUUUUGAACAUCAAGCAAAGGGGAAUCACCAGUUUCUGAAAACAUGGCUUACGAAAUACCCCUGGUUAAAGUAUGAUGGUAAAAGAGGAGUAAUGUUCUGUGCCUUGUGUCGCAAGCAUAAUGUGAACUUGGGGGAAAACAUACAUAAUUUUUGUUCUGGGACUGACAUCUUUAAGCUUGAAUUUAUAAAUAUACAUCACAGCAGUGAAGCUCAUGCCUGGGCUAGUUGCAUGGAAGCCGCCAGCAAUGCUACAGGAGAUCAAGCUUCUACUGAGCAGAUGUUAAAGAGCAUGAGCAAAGUAACUUUAGGAAGAAUAGAAAAUAUUUUUAGAACAUGCCAUGCUAUAGCUAAGUGUGGACGUCCUUUUACAGACCUUGAUUGGAUGUGCAAACUGGAUGACAUGAAAGGUGUGGACAUUGGUUCUAUGUUUAGAAAUGACAAGUCAGCAAGAACAUUUAUACAUUAUAUUGCUGAAGUAGAACGUAGGGCCUUGAAAGAAAAACUCGAAAAAUGUAAGUUCUUUUCCAUCAUUAGUGAUGGAGUUGCAGACAAUGCAAUCAAAGAAGCUGCAGUUAUAUAUGUACGCUUCGCCUGUGAAGGAAAAGUCCACUGCCAGAUUGUUGGGGUUCAAUCAGUUGACAAGUCUGAUGCUUCAACUAUAAAAAAUGCCAUUGUGAAAACUUUGCAAAUAAAUCUUCAGCUCAAUCUGUCAAGUCAAGACUGGUCAAGAAAACUAGUUGGGUUUGGGAGUGAUGGUGCAGAUGUCAUGGUAGGAGAAAACAAUGGGGUAGCUAAGCUGCUGAAGGAAAUUCAGCCUUGUGUGCAGUCGGUGCAUUGUUUUGCUCAUCGACUUGAACUGGCUUAUAAGGGAGCACUGAAAAGCAUUCAGCUAUACACAACUCUAAGUGGUCUCUUGCAAAAUAUAUAUUACUUUUAUCAUAACUCACCUCUAAAUAAGAGCAAUCUCAAUUCCACAUAUGAAACCCUUAAGCUACGUCCAGCGAUUCCCUCUCGAAUUGGAGGCACCCAAUGGCUUUCUCGCCUACAGACAGCUCUCCAGAUCCUUCUUAAGGGUUACCCUGCAAUUCUCCUGCAUAUGAGUAUGAUGCAAGGAGACCCAAGUGCCUCAAAUCACCAAAAAGUCAAAGGCCUUCUAAAGCUUCUUCUGCAAAUGGAGGUUGUCAAGUUCUCUCAUUUCCUGCUGGAUAUCAUUAAUGUCCUCAACAUUCUAUCCCGUGUUACUCAGGAUCGUAACUCUUCCAUUGCAGAUAUAUUUGCAACCAUGCAGUCGACACUGGAAACACUCCAAAUGUAUAAAACAAGAUCUGGUCCAAAGGAACGCCUAGUUGAUGCAGUUACACACUUUCAUGGUCACCAACUUGUAGGAAAUGGAAAUAUCUUACCAGAACGAACCAAAGUAUUAAGUAAUCUGGUGAGGAGGCUACAUGAUUGCUUUUGUGAUGCCAGCCAAGAUGUUUUGAGAGCUACCACCAUUGGAAGUUUUAAACUUUGGCCAGACAAGAUCAAACAAGAAUUUGGUGAAAGGGCGGUGUCCAUCCUAACUAAGCAUUAUGAACCAAUACUGGAAGGUGCCAAUGUAAAAGUUGAUGAGGUUGACACUGAAUGGAGCAUGCUGAAAUUAGAGCUAUAUGACAGAUUUCAGAACAUUCGGAGUUUGACAUGGGAUUCAGUGAACUCAGAUUACUCGCACAAAUAUCCUAACAUCCUGAUGCUGGUAGAUUUGAUCCUAACACUUCCUGCAAGUUCAGCUGAGGCAGAGCGUGGCUUCAGUCAAAUGAAGCUUACCAUGAUGCAAUUGCACUCUAAAGGAAUGUCUGAAAGUGUGACUGAUCUCAUGAUAAUUCAGCUGAAUUCCCCAGACAUAAAAAAGUUUGACCCAGAGAAGGCUAUUCAUUUGUGGAAUAGUGCUUGGCAGAGACAUAGAAGACUACAGACUGUCUAUAUGAUAACUAAUGUAAGAUCAGAUUGCUCCUUAGACUCUGAUUUUGAUAGUCAUUAUGGGAGUGAUUAGAGUA
Dermochelys coriacea (leatherback sea turtle) is the source of this 4721-nucleotide messenger RNA. RefSeq names its product sperm flagellar protein 2. The record is from RefSeq and is a predicted model, not a curated record. Lineage: Eukaryota; Metazoa; Chordata; Testudines; Dermochelyidae. Gene Ontology annotation, biological process: sperm axoneme assembly. Gene Ontology annotation, molecular function: protein dimerization activity. The coding region runs from base 71 to 4717 and encodes 1548 amino acids. The transcript has 23 exons. Gene Ontology annotation, cellular component: manchette; sperm midpiece.